AUGGCACGGAGCUUUUCCCAGAACCUCGCUGCAAACCUCUACCAGCAGCUCAGUCUGCUCGGUGAGGCCCCCUCCGGCCCUAACGGUGCCGGUUCGCACCACGACGUCUCCCUCGCCUCCCAGCGGCACUCCCUCAUCACCACCCCCGUAUUCACUGCAGCCGCAGGCCUCUUCGUCGAUAAGCACUGCCCUGCCGCACUAAAUCAAUAUGGGCUUCUCGGGCGCGCAUUGGAGCUCGUUGACCCCGGGGAUGUGCGGAAGCGGUCGGGCGAUAUUACGGACCGCAGCAGCGACGACAGCGGCUACUAUGAUGGCGGGAGGAAGCCUGAGAAAAGGGGGGAUCCCAGGGUGUUUUUGAAUGGGAAUGCGCCAUGGUCCGCGUUUAUUUGUGGGCUGCAGGGGUCGGGGAAAAGUCAUACGUUGGCUUGUAUGCUUGAAAACAUGCUCGUCAAGUCCCCCAUCCUCGGGGCUCUACCCAAUCCCCUCACGGCAAUGGUCUUCCACUUCGAUAUCAACAACAGUGCCAACGCCCUCCGCCCUUGCGAAGCCGCCUAUCUGGCCACGCACAUGCCCGUGCGCAUCUUAGUUUCCUCCUCAAACUAUCCCCAGAUGUCGCGCCUCUACUCCGGCAUCGCCUCACAAAACCUUAUCGUCAAGCCGCUCAAGCUGAAGCAGUCCGACCUCAACAUCGAGCGCAUGCUCUCUCUCAUGUCGGUUGACAAGAACUCAGAUCAUCCGCCACUGUACAUGGAGUAUGUGCGCAAGAUCCUGCGCGAGCUGGCUACAGCAAGUAGCAUCUACGGUUCGGGGUUCGACUAUAAGCUGUUUCGAGAGAUGAUCCUGCAGGCGGAUCUGACGCCUAUGCAGAAGGGCCCGCUGACGCUGCGGUUAGAGAUCUUGGAGAGCUUUUUGGAGAUGCGGGAGGGCGUGGAGGAGGUGUGGGAUUUUACGCCCGGCGUGAUUACGAUUGUGGAUCUGAGUGAUCCUUUUGUGGAUGAGGCGAGUGCGUGUGCGUUGUUUGAUAUCUGUGUGGGCCUGUUUCUGGAGAAGGAUGUAAAGUAUGGGCGGGUGAUCGCUCUUGACGAAGCUCACAAGUACAUGACCGCCACCUCCCCCGCCCAAAAGCUCACCGACAACCUCCUCUCCGUAAUUCGGCAGCAACGCCAUCUCGCCACCCGCGUCCUCAUUUCCACCCAAGAGCCCACAAUCUCCCCCAAGCUCCUCGACCUCUGCAAUAUCAUCAUCGCGCACCGCUUCACCUCCCCCGAAUGGCUCGCCUUCAUGAAGCGCCAUCUCGCGGCCGUUGCCGUCGAGUCCGAUGCCAACGCCCUCUCCCUCCUCGCCCGCAUUGUGGCCCUCAACGAGGGUGAAGCAUACAUCUUUGCCCCCGCCGGCAUCAUCUCAACAAAUGACUUUGAGCAGGACCGCUACUUCGAGGAUCAACCUGACGAUGAAGACGACGAAGAUGACGAAGACUCUGAGGACGUUAGGAAGCUCGGGAUGGGAUACCUCAAGAUCAAAGUGCGAAAGCGACUCACGGAGGACGGCGGGAAGAGUAUCCUUGCAAACUCAACCCCCGUUACUGGCCCUGCACCAGUGGCAGGCACAAUCCCGCAAGACGUCAUCGACGCCAUGCUCGCCAGCAAGGUCAGCAGUCGUGGUGGGCGCGGUGGCCGUGGUGGGCGCGGCGGCGCAAGAGGCGGCGGCGGUGGAGACUCGUACGGGAGACUUAACGGGCGAGCGCCCGCGCCGCCUCCCCAGCAUCAACAACAACAAGCCCCACCCCCGCAGCGUCCAAACCCACCCAGAGCCGCAGCGCCACCGCAGCGCUCAAACGGGAACAGCAAUGGCAACGGCAAUGGCAACGGCAGCGGCGGUGUCCCGGUGAACGACCAGUGGGAGACGCCGCAAGCAGAGCAGUCAGGGAGUGGCUGGGACGCAUAUGAGGGCGUGCAGGUGGAGCCGCACCCGUCGAGAGGCCAGCAGCAGCAGAAACAUCCGCUGCCGCAGAGGCCGGCCCCGAGGGGGGGGAGGGGAAAAGCCCAGGCGCCGCCACAGCAGCAACAGAAUCAUAAUAGCUUGAAUGGGAAUGUGCCGGUGGGGGAUUCAUUGGAGUGGGAGUGA
This is a messenger RNA of Morchella sextelata, 2124 nucleotides long. RefSeq lists its product as uncharacterized. NCBI's taxonomy places the organism in Eukaryota, Fungi, Ascomycota, Pezizomycetes, Pezizales, Morchellaceae. The transcript is spliced from 3 exons. The record is from RefSeq and is a predicted model, not a curated record. Bases 1 to 2124 code for a protein of 707 amino acids.